Messenger RNA from Paramecium sonneborni, 623 nucleotides. Lineage: Eukaryota; Ciliophora; Oligohymenophorea; Peniculida; Parameciidae. The record is from the annotation of a GenBank genome assembly.
AUGCAAUUGCAGGACAGUUUAUUUUUUUAGAGUCAACUCUAUGUAGCAGAAUUGUGUGAACCUAUAAAUCUUAUAGAAUUUGUAAUAGAGGAUGUAUAAUAAAAUCAAGAAAAAGAACAAAAAAUAUCAUCAGGUCAUUAAGUUUCAGAUCGAAAAUAAAAAAUAAAAACUUCAAAUGAAAAGAGUAUAGAUUUGUUGAAAUAAUCUAGUUAGUUAAUCCAUCCAAAUCUAAUGUCACUCGCAAUGAAUAAAUUAAAAAUAAUAAAUAAGAUUCUUUAUCAAAAGGAAAAAAUUGGAUUAUCAAGAAAUUAAAUGAAGAAAAUUAACCUAAAUAGUAAGUAAAAUGUUUACCUAAUUUGCCUAAACCUAUUAAAAACUAAGUAAAGUUAUUUUCAAACACUGCUUCAAGAUAAAUUAAAUAAAGACUCAAUAAAUUUAUUGUUGAUUAGAAUAAGAAUUAAUUCAUCAUCCAAAAUGACAUUUUAUUAGGAUAAAAUUCACUACCUAAUUUAGGUAAUAAUGUUCUUGAAAUUAUAAAAGUUAGAUUAAAAUCAGAUUCUCCAAAAUAAAUGCCGAUUUAUGAUGUUAAUUUUUUUUAGAAUUUUUAAUAAUUUUUUUCUUGA